UUUAUAAAAUUAUCAGGUGUUGUUUUUAUAUAAAAAGAGACACAUCAAAUCCAAAGGGUUUUUUUUUGUAUUCUUUCAUUUUCUUACAAACAUGUCUCAGCCUGUGAACGAGUACGAUCUGAUAAUUGUAGGUGCUGGUGUUGUAGGUUGUGCAGCCGCAAAAGCAUUUGGUGAAGACGGUCGCAAGGUGCUCUUGCUUGAACGGGAUCUAAGCGAACCUGACAGGAUCGUUGGUGAAUUGAUGCAACCAGGAGGAAUUCAGGCUUUAAAAGCAUUGGGCAUGGAAGAUUGUACUGAAGGUAUCGAUGGCAUCGCAUGUUACGGGUAUGGUGUGUACCGCGAUGGCGAAUCAGUGGAACUUCCAUACAGUAUGGACUCCUCCUCUGGCAAGCAGUUUCGUGGAAUAGCCUUUCAUCACGGCCGCUUCAUUCAAAAGCUACGACAAUCUGCCAAAGUCGCGCCAAAUGUGACAGUAAAGGAAGGGACAGUGACACGCCUUUUGGACCAGGAUGAAAGAGUUAUUGGUGUUGCAUCAUAUGACAAGACAAAAGACAAAGAAGAAGUGUACUAUGCUCCUCUGACCCUAGUAGCAGAUGGUAUCUUUUCUAAAUUUCGAAAAGCCUUUACAGACUCUCAGACCAAAGUUCUCUCUCAUUUUGUUGGCUUUCUCUUGCACGAUUUUGAACUUCCAUAUGCUCAAAAGGCCUUCGUGGUGAUCGCUAAGCCUUCACCUAUCCUGAUGUACCAAAUCGAUCCUCAUGACACACGUAUUCUGGUAGAUGUUCCUGGUGAGCAUCUUCCCAAGGGUGAUGACCUCAAGAAAUACAUAUUGGAUGUUGUUGUUCCUCAACUACCUGAAUACAUGCAAGACAAAUUCAAGGAGGCGCUUGAAACAGAGCGCUUAAGGCCUAUGCCAAGCGGCUUCCUACCACCUUCCAUAAACCAAUGUCCGGGCACCAUCCUUCUUGGUGAUGCUCUCAACGUACGCUCACCUCUGACAGGCGGUGGUAUGACCGUUGCCUUAUAUGACGUGCUGACCUGUCGUGAUUUGCUAUCAAGAGAAAAUGUCACGUCCUUUACCGAAACUGAUCUUGUCCUGCAAGCGAUGGAUGCGUUCCAUUGGAAACGUAAAAAGUAUUCUGCCUGUAUUAACGUCUUGGCCAUGGCGCUCUAUAGCGUAUUUGCUGCUGAUGAUAACGAAAAUCUGAUGACUGUACAAAAGGGAUGCUUCGAAUACUUCAAAUUGGGCAAUGAAUGCACUCAGGGUCCUGUUGACUUGGUUGCAGGCGUCAAUCCAUCCCCUCUCUCAUUGAUCUAUCAUUUUAUUUCGGUUGUGUUGUACGCCAUUUAUAUUAUGUUUGCCAAGGGAAAUGCGAAAGACAUACCCAAGAACGUUGCCAGGGCCAUUAGUGUGCUCUAUACGGGAUAUGUUACCUUGUUUCCUUUCCUCUGGGGAGAAUUCAAAGGCUAACAUUCAUUCCCCUCUUUCUCUCUUAUAGCAUUCAUGUAGUAUUUAUCAAACUAUUUUUUCAUUUUAAAAAUAAACUAAUCUUCCAUUGUGU
Molecule: messenger RNA, 1562 nt
Organism: Rhizopus microsporus ATCC 52813
Lineage: Eukaryota; Fungi; Mucoromycota; Mucoromycetes; Mucorales; Rhizopodaceae
Product: SE-domain-containing protein
Exons: 2
Coding region: 92-1471 (459 amino acids)
Biological process (GO): ergosterol biosynthetic process
Cellular component (GO): endoplasmic reticulum; membrane
Molecular function (GO): flavin adenine dinucleotide binding; squalene monooxygenase activity
Source: RefSeq, a predicted model, not a curated record